Molecule: messenger RNA, 1835 nt
Organism: Musca vetustissima
Lineage: Eukaryota; Metazoa; Arthropoda; Insecta; Diptera; Muscidae
Product: delta-1-pyrroline-5-carboxylate dehydrogenase, mitochondrial-like
Exons: 7
Coding region: 1-1764 (587 amino acids)
Cellular component (GO): mitochondrial matrix
Molecular function (GO): L-glutamate gamma-semialdehyde dehydrogenase (NAD+) activity
Source: RefSeq, a predicted model, not a curated record
AUGUUUAAACUAGCCCGUACCGCCACAACACAAAGUACUGGUGUUAGGCCAAAAAUGGCUUUAGCACUAAUUAAAACGGCACUUCGACCCAGUAAUCUCAUGACAAAGACACGUGGUAUUAGUUCCGUGGUACCCGAUACUAAUUUAAAAGAUUUCGAAACCUACAAUGAACCUAUACUCGAAUACAAAAAAGGUUCAGCCGAACGUAAAGCCAUCGAGGAGGCAUUAAAACGUACCGCCGCUACAUGUGAAGAAAUUCCAAUUGUCAUUGGGGGCAAAGAAAUACGCACCGAUAAAGUUGUACAUCAGGUUAUGCCCCAUAAUCAUCAACAUAAAUUGGCUAAAUUCUAUUAUGCCGAUAGGAAGACUAUACAGAGCGCUAUAAAGACAGCCGUUGAAACCCAACCCAAAUGGGAUCGUACACCGUUGAGUGAACGUUUGAAGAUCUGGGAAAAGGCGGCGGAUUUAAUGGCCGGUAAAUAUAGGCAGGAAUUGAAUGCAGCCACAAUGUUGGGACAGGCGAAAACUGUUAUACAGGCUGAAAUUGAUUCGGCAGCUGAAUUAAUUGAUUUCAUUAGAUUAAAUGCUUUCUUCUUAAAAGAAUGCGCCAAAUAUCAGCCAAUUAGUGAAAAUAUCAAAGUAACGAAGAAUUCGAUGCGUUAUCGUGGUAUUGAUGGUUUCGUGGCUGCUGUCAGUCCAUUUAAUUUUACCGCAAUUGGCGGUAAUUUGGCCUAUACACCAGCUUUGAUGGGCAAUGCUGUUUUGUGGAAACCUUCAGAUACUGCUGUUCUUUCAAAUUGGCGCAUUUUUAAUAUUAUGCGUGAGGCCGGUGUUCCUGAUGGUGUCGUUAAUUUUGUACCAGCCGAUGGUCCUGUCUUUGGUGAUACCAUUACAGCUUCACCAUAUUUGGCCGGCAUCAAUUUUACCGGUUCAGUUCCCACCUUCAACCGUCUGUGGAAACAAGUCGGCAACAACAUUGACAAGUACAUUAAUUUUCCACGUUUAAUUGGUGAAUGUGGUGGUAAAAAUUUCCACUUUGUACAUCCAUCGGCCGAUGUACAGACCGUUAUAACCAGUACCAUUCGUUCGGCAUUUGAAUUUUGCGGUCAAAAAUGUUCAGCUUGCUCACGCAUGUAUGUGCCAGAAUCUUUGUGGUCUAAGAUUAAAGAUGGUUUAGUUGCAGAAGCCACUAAACUAAAAAUUGGCGAUGUUCAAGAUUUCUCAUCAUUCACAUCGGCUGUCAUUGAUGAUAAAGCAUUUAAACGUAUUACUUCCUAUAUUGAACAUGCCAAAAAUAGUCCAAAUCUAACUAUCCUAGCUGGUGGUACUUAUUCCGAUGCCAAGGGUUAUUUCGUUAAUCCAACGAUUGUCCAAACUACAGAUCCCAAAGAUAAAAUAAUGACUGAGGAAAUAUUUGGACCUGUUUUAACUGUUUAUGUUUACAAGGAUGCUGAUUUGAAAAAUGCUAUGAAUUUGGUACCGACAUCAACUCAGUUUGCAUUGACUGGAGCUGUAUUCGCACAAGAUGAAUCUUUCUUGAAGCAGGCUUUGGAAGAAUUCAAAAUGGCAGCUGGUAACUUCUAUAUCAAUGAUAAAUCAACCGGUUCAAUUGUGGGUCAACAACCAUUCGGUGGUGGUCGUAUGUCUGGAACCAACGACAAAGCUGGUGGCCCACAUUACAUUUUGCGCUGGACUUCCCCACAAGCCAUUAAGGAAACAUUUGUGCCGUUACGGGAUAUUGAAUAUCCAUAUAUGAAACAAUAAACUGAUAAUGAUGAACAUGAAGACUCUUGCCCAAGGCUACUACUAACAAGAAUAUAAAGCGAAUAUAAAAC